Linum trigynum is the source of this 1015-nucleotide messenger RNA. NCBI's taxonomy places the organism in Eukaryota, Viridiplantae, Streptophyta, Magnoliopsida, Malpighiales, Linaceae. The record is from the annotation of a GenBank genome assembly.
AACCAACUUCAUACCAGCCUUGGUACAAGUUUUAAGCCCCCUCCACCCAAAGAGAGUUUAGAAAAGGUAAAAAAAGUAAGUAGGAAGACAAUGACAGGACAAGGCUCUUCUUGUGGUGCAUGCAAGUUCCUAAGAAGAAGGUGCAUGAUGAAGGAAUGCGUUUUUGCACCUUACUUCAGUUAUGACCAAGCUGCAACCCACUUUGCAGCAGUGCACAAGGUGUUUGGUGCCAGCAAUGUUUCAAAGCUAUUACUUCACUUGCCUGUAAACUAUCGAGGAGAUGCUGCAGUCACGAUUGCUUAUGAGGCCUUAGCUCGCAUGGGGGAUCCAAUCUAUGGUUGUGUUGCUUACAUCAUGACCCUCCAACACCAGGUUUCCAGCUUACAACAGGAAAUCGAUAUUCUUAGCCACCAAAUGGCUUCGAACUCUGUCGUUGGGCUUGCUGGCAGCUCUGGUAGUUUACGUGCAAGUUCUUCUGCCUCAAACUGUGAGACACAGCUUUCUGCAUAUCCAGAUCCUAUCAACACACAGUGCCAUCAGAAUCAAGGAAAUACAAUCGCUAGAAACCAAGAUUUUGAUAGCAAGAUGACCGCAGAGCUUGCCACUGUGUAUGGAUGGGAAGAUCAGAGCCUAUUCUCCAACUCUCCCCCAUACAGCUUAGACGAACUCCUUAAAGGAGUCGACACUGAGAUGUUUCCAUGUUGGCCUGACAGCAGAAACAAUGGCAACUAAGAAGCACCAUAUCAGGCUGGGAAGUGGAUCAGCUUGUAUAACAGGAGAUUCUUUUGACCCCAAAUUUGGGCAAGUUUUGUUGUAUCUCCACAUUUUAUAAUUAGAAAUGUAGAUUGUAAAGUACGGCUUUCAGUUUCAAACCAAAAAAUGGAACUUCAGCAAGCUUCUAAAUAUUUCACCAUCCAGAACAGAUCAACCACACAAGUUAAAGUUAUCACUUGACUGUAGAUGAACGAAAUGCCUCAGUAUUCGCACGAUAACGAAAUAUAUACUGCAUACCAUU